UGUCAUUUGAGUCGCUUGUAGGAGAAGUGACAACACUCUUUCAUUUUCAACUCAUUUUUAAAUUAAAUAACGCAAAUUCUCUCACUCAAUGAUGAAAGACAAGACUCACACUAAUUUAUUAGUUAAAUAUUAUUAAUUGCCUUCUUCUGGGCUCGUAGUUAGAUGACAGUGGGAUUGCAUAUCUAUUACAGUCUGGCGGCAAUCCCAAAACAACAACUAUUCAUUAACAACAAUCAUCACACUAAAAAUUGUUAUUUAUGUCCUUUUUGCAUUUUAGACAUGAUUUGUUGAAAAUUGUGUAUUAUUAACUUUUGUAGAGUAAAAGUAGAGAUAUUUCCAUAAGAAUAUAACGGGCAGCCCUGCUAGUAUAACAGUGCAGAGUGCAGAGUACAUAAUACAAAAUAUAUACAGAAAUAAUCAUUACAACAUUAAGAUAAUUAAGUUAAUUGCAUUAUUAAUUGUAUAAAAUGCUUAAUUCGGUAAAAAAAUUUAGAAUAUUUUUAAGGAAAAACAGUACCUUAAGUUCUAAUAAUAAGGGUUUUAAUGGUCAGUGGCCAAGGAGAGUAUUAUCAGGAGUGCAGCCAACAGGCGCCAUUCAUAUUGGAAACUACUUUGGUGCUGUUGAAAAAUGGAUAAAAAUGCAGGAUGAUGAAGAUGUUAUACUCGGCAUUGUUGACCUCCACUCUAUUACUCUGCCACAGGACCCGACGAAACUUAAGUCUUCAAUCCGAGAAAUGACAGCUGCCCUCCUUGCCUGCGGAGUAGAUCCUAAAAAAUGCAUCAUUUUCCAGCAGUCCAAGGUUCCUCAACAUGCAAUGCUCGGUUGGGUACUUGGAACACUGACAACUAUGACCAGACUCUAUCAUUUUCCUCAGUAUAAAGAAAAAUCCUCAGUUUUAAAAGAUGUACCGUUGGGUUUAUUUACUUACCCUGUCUUGCAGGCGGCUGAUAUACUUUUAUACAAAGCAACACAUGUUCCUGUCGGUGAAGACCAGGUCCAGCAUUUAAACCUUGCUCAACAUUUGGUUCACACAUUCAAUAACAAAUUUGGCGUUACUUUCCCACAGCCCGUUUGCAUUGUUGAUGACAAGUAUGGAAGUGGGAGGAUUAGAAGUUUAAAAGAGCCAGACAAAAAAAUGUCUAAAUCUCAUGUGAGCACUAGAAGUAGAAUUGAGUUAACUGACUCUGCAGAAGAGAUAGUUAGAAAAGUAAAAAGAGCUGUUACUGACUUCACUUCGGAAGUCACAUAUGAUCCAAUAGGUAGGCCUGGAGUUGCCAAUUUAAUAGAUAUACACUGCCUUGCUACUGGUAAAACCCGAGAAGAAGUUUGUAAUGAUUCAAAAGGAAUAGAUACUGGAAAAUACAAAUCAAUAGUUGCUGAUGCUCUAGUUAGCAAAUUUAUGCCGAUUAGGGGGGAAAUUUUCAGAAUCCUAGACUCUCCCGAUUACAUACAAAAUAUCCUUGAGAAAGGAUCUGAGAGUGCAAGAGAAAUUGCUGAAAGCACAUGGAAUGAAGUUGUACAAAAAGUUGGUUUGGACUCAUUUGUUAGCGAUGGACAAAAAGUAAUUUCAGUUGGACAAUAAUAAUAGUAUAAUAGUGAUUCAAAACAUUAUAAAUUAUUUUUUCCUCACUAAAGAACAAUCUGAUGGACAAAUAAUUGGUAGGAUAAACUUCUACAUAAAUUCAGACUAAAGAGGUGAGGUAAUGAUUUUCUGUCUGCUGUAAUGUAAGUUAUAUGACUGAUAUAAAAAUAUAAUAAAUAAAUUAUGGCAGUUA
Messenger RNA from Cimex lectularius (bed bug), 1776 nucleotides. It is a transcript of the gene TrpRS-m, whose product is annotated as tryptophan--tRNA ligase, mitochondrial. Gene Ontology annotation, molecular function: tryptophan-tRNA ligase activity; ATP binding. The transcript is spliced from 7 exons. Gene Ontology annotation, cellular component: mitochondrion; mitochondrial matrix. The record is from RefSeq and is a predicted model, not a curated record. Bases 468 to 1583 code for a protein of 371 amino acids. Gene Ontology annotation, biological process: mitochondrial tryptophanyl-tRNA aminoacylation. Lineage: Eukaryota; Metazoa; Arthropoda; Insecta; Hemiptera; Cimicidae.